AUGCCACUCUAUGCCAAGUUCUUGAAGGAGUUGAUGACCAAAAAGAGAAGUUGGAAGAACAAUGAGACUGUAGUACUCACAGAGGAAUGCAGUGUCAUCAUCCAACACAAAUUGCCCCAGAAAUUGAAGGACCCUGGAAGCUUUCAAAUCCCUUGUAUCAUUGGGAAAACCAUUGUAGAAAAGGCUUUAUGUGAUCUAGGAGCCAGCAUAAAUCUAAUGUCUCUAGCAAUGAUGAAAGAAAUGAAGAUUGAGGAAGCUAAACCAACAAGAAUGGCGUUGCAACUGGCAGACAGAUCAUUCAAGUUUCCCAAUGGGAUAGUAGAAGAUUUGUUAGUGAAAGUGGGGGAUUUCAUCUUUCCAGUAGAUUUUGUGGUAUUAGACAUGGAGGAAGCAACUAAUACUUCCAUCAUUAUGGGAAGGCCAUUCUUGGCCACUGCCGGAGCCCUUAUUGAUGUUCAAAAGGGUGAACUUGUCCUUAGACUACACGAUGAGAAAUUGACAUUCAACGUGUUUAAGGCCAUGAGCUACCCACACAACUCAUUGGGAGAAUGUAUGAGGUUGGACUCCGUAGAAGCUUUGGUACAAAAAACUCUUGAAGAAGAACUUGAAGCAUCAACAGAAGGGGAGUUAGCAACAAGUGAAGAAGCUGCAGCCGCUGAAAUACAUGUUCAAGACAAAAAGGGUGUGGAGAACAAAGUGGCAGACCAUUUAUCCAGAAUCCCUUGUGAGAAGGGUGAUGCCCAUGAUACAAGUGUAAAUGAAUUUUUUCCAGAUGAGCAGCUAAUGAUGAUUCAUAAAGCACCUUGGUUUGCGGAUAUUGCCAAUUUUAAAGCAGCCGGUGACUUACCUCCUGGAAUCAAUAAAUAUCAAAGGAGGAAACUCAUCAAUGAUGCCAAGUAUUUCAUAUGGGAUGAACCCUAUCUCUUUAAGAAAUGCUCAGAUGGAAUCUUUAGGAGGUGCAUCUCAGAAGAAGAGGGACGAAAGGUCCUGUGGGGUUGCCAUAGUGCUAGUUAUGGAGGUCACUUUGGAGGAGAAAGAACUGCAGCAAAGGUGCUGCAAUGUGGGUUCUUUUGGCCCACUAUUUUUAAGGAUGCCAAGGAAUUGGUGAAAAGCUGCAACGAAUGCCAAAGGGCUGGGAACCUGCCCAAAAGAAAUGAAAUGCCACAGCAAUAUAUUCUAGAACUUGAACUGUUUGAUGUGUGGGGAAUCGAUUUCAUGGGACCAUUCCCACCUUCAUAUUCAAACAGGUUUAUCUUAGUGGCAGUGGACUAUGUAUCUAAGUGGGUGGAAGCAGUGGCAACCCCAGCUAAUGACAACAAGGUAGUUAUAAACUUCCUUUGA
This is a messenger RNA of Arachis duranensis, 1341 nucleotides long. RefSeq lists its product as uncharacterized. Gene Ontology annotation, molecular function: nucleic acid binding. The transcript is spliced from 2 exons. The coding region runs from base 1 to 1341 and encodes 446 amino acids. Lineage: Eukaryota; Viridiplantae; Streptophyta; Magnoliopsida; Fabales; Fabaceae. The record is from RefSeq and is a predicted model, not a curated record. Gene Ontology annotation, biological process: DNA integration.